Molecule: messenger RNA, 5155 nt
Organism: Periophthalmus magnuspinnatus
Lineage: Eukaryota; Metazoa; Chordata; Actinopteri; Gobiiformes; Gobiidae
Gene: sema6d
Product: sema domain, transmembrane domain (TM), and cytoplasmic domain, (semaphorin) 6D, like
Exons: 20
Coding region: 285-3548 (1087 amino acids)
Biological process (GO): neural crest cell migration; positive regulation of cell migration; negative regulation of axon extension involved in axon guidance
Molecular function (GO): chemorepellent activity; semaphorin receptor binding
Source: RefSeq, a predicted model, not a curated record
GAGCGCAGGGAGCCGAGGACGAGGGCGGACGGAGCGCAGUUUGUCCCGGAGAGCGAUAGAAAACCAGGGAAACGCGAGCGGAGAAGCAGAACCCCGUGCGCAAAAGUGGACCAACAGCCAAAACCUACGCCUGGAUGUGCUCUUAAAAGGAUUUACACUUAUUUACGCACUGGGCUUUUGAAUGGAUUACCAGAGGAAUAUAACAUUGUGGAGUGGCCGAUUCAUGAGUGGAUUUUCAAGGUAACAUCUCGUGCUGAGAACCAGGUUGUGGAGACAGCGCCGCCAUGGGCCAGAGGACUGUGCUCGUGCUCACUGCUCUGCUGCUGCUGGGCACUGGCUCCAUCGCUGCGGUCAGCUUCCCCGAGGACACGCCCGCUCUGGACGUGGUCGACACUCACUUUUCUCGCCGGUAUCCCGUCUUCAGAGGCAGGCCCUCAGGAAACGAGUCCCAGCAUCGGCUCGACUUCCAGCUCAUGACCAAGAUCCAGGACACGCUGUUCAUCGCUGGCAGAGAUCAGGUGUACCUCGUCAGUUUGCGAGAGAGCUACAGGAAUGAGAUCAUCCCAUACCGGAAGCUAACAUGGCGGUCUGGACAAUCGGACAGAAACAUGUGCGCUGUGCGAGGGAAGCACAGGGACGAGUGUCACAACUUCAUCAAAGUCCUUGUCCCUCGAAACGACGACUUGGUUUUCAUCUGCGGCACCAACGGCUUCAACCCGAUGUGUCGCUACUACAGGCUGGAUAACCUUGAAUUCGACGGGGAGGAGAUCAAUGGCCUGGCGCGCUGCCCGUUCGACUCCAAGCAAACUAAUGUAGCCCUGUUUGCCGAGGGGAAGCUGUAUUCUGCCACAGUUGCAGACUUCCAGGCGAGUGAUUCCGUCAUCUAUCGGAGCAUGGGAGAUGGAUCGGCUCUGAGGACUAUUAAAUAUGACUCCAAAUGGCUGAAAGAGCCCCAUUUCUUGCACGCAGCAGAAUACGGGAAUUAUGUGUACUUUUUCUACCGCGAGAUUGCAGUGGAGCACAGCAAUCUCGGCAAGGUCGUGUAUUCGCGAGUGGCCCGCAUCUGUAAGAACGACGUCGGGGGGUCGCAGCGGGUUUUGGAAAAGCACUGGACGUCAUUCGUAAAAGCCCGACUCAACUGCUCCGUCCCGGGAGAGUCGUUCUUCUACUUCGACGUGCUCCAGUCCAUCACUGACAUCAUCGACAUCAACGGGGUCCCAUCUGUGGUCGGGGUCUUCACCACCCAGAUGAACAGUAUCCCGGGUUCAGCUGUCUGUGCCUUUUCCAUGGCCGAUAUCGAGAAAGUCUUUAUGGGACGAUUCAAAGAGCAGAAAACUCCUGAUUCUGUCUGGACCCCGUUCCCAGAUGAAAAACUCCCUAAACCACGGCCCGGGUGCUGCGCGGGGCAGGGUCCAGCUGCGUCUCUAAAGAGCUCCGUGGAGUUUCCGGAUGAGACGCUGCAGUUUAUCAAAUCCCACCCGCUCAUGGAUACGGCCGUGCCCUCCAUCCGGGACGAGCCCUGGUUCACCAAGACCAGAGUCAGGUACAGAAUGACGGCGUUGGCUGUGGACAAUGAGGCCGGACCCUUUAAGAACUACACCGUGGUCUUCAUCGGGUCCGAGUCCGGGAUCCUGCUCAAAGUCCUGGCCAAGACAUCCUCCUCCUCACUGAACGACAGCGUCCUACUGGAGGAGAUCGACGUCUUCAACAAGGCCAAGUGCCUGUCGAACCGGGAGGACAACAAGCGCGUGUUGUCCCUGCAUUUGGACAAAGACACUCACAGUCUGUAUGUGGCGUUCUCCAGCUGCGUGAUCCGCCUGCCCCUGAGCCGCUGUGAGAGGCACUCGCACUGCCAAAAGGCAUGCAUCGCUUCCAGGGAUCCAUAUUGUGGGUGGAAGGCUACUGGAGCUUGCGAGAGGAUUCCGCCUGGUGUUGCAAAUGGCUUUGAGCAAGAUGUUGAACUUGGAAACACUGCUCAUUUGGGAGACUGUCAAGCAUUUUUGGGCACUACGUCUGCUCCAGAUUACAAAUCAUUUGGCGAUCCUACCUCUGACAUGGAGUUGUCCCCCAUGCCCGUCACAGGGCGCCCCCGCGGAGGGCGUAUUCUGCCCCCCAUAGACAUGCCCACUCAGACCCCCAGCACUGUGCCCACCCCAGAGCUGUACGACCAGGGCUUUGUGCUGCAGGACGACCCCUCCACGUCCAAUUCUUUAGGCUCAAAAGGGGAAGAGGGUAUAUGGGACAUUCAGGCAGGGGACACGAACCAGAUGGUGCACAUGAACAUCCUGAUCACAUGUGUGUUUGCUGCCUUCCUGAUCGGAGCGCUCAUGGCCGGACUCUUUGUCUUUUGUUACCGAGAUUCGUUCCUGCGAAAGCCAAGACAGAUUCACAAGGACCCAGAGUCUGUGCCCUCCAGCUCCGACUCAGCCGGGAGCUUUGUCAAACUCAAUGGACUGUUCGACAGCCCUGUUAAGGAGUAUCAGGCCAACAUGGAGUGCCCUAAGCUCUACACCAACCUCCUGAGCAAAGACCUGAAUGCACCAGGACCUGACACAAAGACCAUGAUCCUCAGAGGUGGAUGUCAGCCACCGGAGCUCGCUGCCCUGCCCACCCCCGAGUCCACCCCUGUGCUGCAGCAGAAGGGUCUGCAGCCCAUCAAGAACCAGUGGGAACGGGCUCACGGGAAGGUGUCCCGGAAGGAGUCCAACUCGGCCCCCAAGAGUCCCCAGUUCCUGCCUUCAUCUCCGGCCCAUCACACUCCUCUGGCCCUGGGGCACUCACACAUCCCCAGUGCUGUGGUGCUGCCCAACGCCACACAUGAGCAGCCCAGCAUGGACUCGACCGAAGACGACACGCUGCCGCGGACGUCCGAGAGGAAGAAAAAUCCAGAGUCCAAACGCAGCCAUAAGGACCCCAAGAGGUCUGUGGACGCCAGGAACACGCUUAAUGACCUUUUAAAGCACCUGAACGACUCCGUGGCCAACCCCAACGCCAUCAUCCAAGAGGAGAGCGGGCCCCGCCCCCGACAGCACCUCACACUGGAGCCUAUGGAGGAACUGACUGAAAUACCCCCCAAGGUCCCCAGCCGUGAGGCGUCCCUCUACUCCCCCUCCUCCUCGCUGCCCCGGCACAGUCCCACCAAGAGGGUGGAUGUGCCCAUUCCCCCCUCCCCCACCAGCCCCACGGGCAGCCUGAGCAUGGGGGGCACACUGGAGCGGCCCAGGUACCAGCUCCACCGGAGUGCCUCUCAUCGAGCGUCCCUGUCCACCUCCCCGAACGGGGUAACAAUGGGGGUAUCCGUCACCCGCCAACACAGUAUGAACAGAGGGUACAUGCCCCCCACCCCUCCCUCCAGACUGGACUCUCACUUGGGGCCAGGGGGUCACCCGCCCUCUGUGUCCCGACAGAGCAGCUACAGUGGGCACGGGUCUCUGCCCAGGACAGGACUGAAACGGACCCCAUCCCUAAAGCCGGAUGUGCCCCCCAAACCCAAUGGGUUCUCUCCACAGACUCCUCAGAUGCGAGUGGUGAACAAAUACAGUUAUUAGACUAAGCACUGACUAAAGAGCAGCUCUCAGCUGGACUACUGUAGAGCUUUGAGCCCUUAAAGGGAAGGGCGCUGGAUGGGAUGGGGUACGGCCCACUGUGGUUUGAGCUGGAGGUGUGUUCCCCUUUAAUGAUAUGCACAUUCACUCAUGACAAAAGGGAAAAUCACACACGGCCAAAGAUACUCCCCGGAGGUCCCAUCUCUGCCCUCGUCACGGUAACCACAGAAUAUUAAGUGGACAUUAGUGAAUCUACUUUUGUAUUUUGGCUCGACCGUCCCAGUCCAAGGUAAAGGCUGCCUCACAGAGAGGAGCCUCUGCGCGCGGGGUCGAAGCAGAGGAAUACUUGAAGAAUGGGUCUCAUUUGUCACUGCCCUUGAGCACUGUCUUCCCACUAAUGUGAACUGAACAGAAACGCGCUGGCCUAAGCCUUUGUAAGUGAGACAGCCGGGGCAGAGGAGAGAGCAGUCAAUAAUCAAAGUGUGCGUGCUGCCUGAUACAGUGUGUUUGUCAAAUUAAUGUCCGUAGAGAACAGUGUAGCUGAUUUUGUGAGUGAAUGAGCGCGUGUUUUUACUCAGAUCCUUUAUUAUGGAGUGAUUUCAGACUUACCCCCAUGGUAUUCAAUAUAUGUGCUUACUUUCAGUGUUAAAAGUGCCAUCAUAACUUUCAAGUCAUUGUGAUAAAAACAAAGCCUAUAUAUGAUUCUUUAAUACAUUCAUUUGCCACUCAGACGCCACGUUCAGCUGCCUGUUUGUAACCACACACAACCACACGAGGAACUCCAGAGACUCACCCACUGUGCUAGCCAAUAAUCGUUUUUAAUUUUGUAUGCAUUGCUUCAGUGACCAAAUACGGGAACAGUACUGGCUUUGGUCUGUCAUCUGUCCCUACUGAAGGAUCUGCCGUUUGUGUGGUGAAUGAAUAGGUUUGUGUAAAGACAUUUGGCCUUCACUUAAAGAACGGUGCCACAUGCUGAAGAAGCACCUUAUGUCCAUCAGUUAUCACAAACACUGGGAUCUCAACUGCGUUUUUUUUGUUUUUGUUUUUUUCUGUUUCAACCGAUGCCUAAACCAUAUUUUGUGUCAUUUUGUAGUGUUUAGGUGACUUUAGUUUAGGCUGAGGAGACUGUGGGAGAGGAGCUCUGACUCACUGGGAAAUAUACUUACAUUUAUCUUACAUUUGCUGCUAUUGGUUUUUAGAUAGCUGUUGGUCAUGUGGUUUCAAGUCUCUUGAUGCUCAUUUCAAAUCUACCAGAACAAAGAUGGCUCCUGAUAGCGGGGUGCAGUCUGCUUGUGAGUUUGAGUGUUGAGUUUGAUCACAGACAGAGGCCAAGCGACAAAACGUACUGUAAAGACGAGCAUUUCUUGUCUCGUUUAGGAGUGAAACUGGUGGCUCAAGAGACGACUUUAUGUAGCAAUGGUAUUACAAGGAUCAUGUGUGUCUCAUCUCAUCUGCAUUAUGAACAAAAUGGAUAUGCCUUUUGUAAUGUUUUGUUUAAAGGGACUAUAUGUAGACUUGUCGGGUUAAAAAAGCAGUUAUUUGGCAGUAUUAAACCAAACAAGGUCCUAUGUUAGAGCAUUUCAGUGCCACAGUAUGCCACAAAAACACAA